Molecule: messenger RNA, 13446 nt
Organism: Indicator indicator
Lineage: Eukaryota; Metazoa; Chordata; Aves; Piciformes; Indicatoridae
Gene: PCNT
Product: pericentrin
Exons: 55
Coding region: 1-13446 (4481 amino acids)
Biological process (GO): signal transduction
Molecular function (GO): molecular adaptor activity; DNA binding
Source: RefSeq, a predicted model, not a curated record
AUGGAGGCGGAGGGGGAGGCGCGGAGGCAGAAAGUGGAGGCCGGAAGGGCCAAGCUUGCUUACUACAGACAGCGAAAAACAAAAACCAACGUCACGCAGCCGCAGAAAAAGACGUCGAAGAGGAAGGGCUCGUCUGUCCACACGCAUGACGUUCAGAAGGAAGAGUACCCACUAGCAGCCCAAGAUGUUGGUAAGGGUAUAGAGGGCAGGGCUGAAGACGCCAGCCUGCUGGAGGGCAGGACAACAACAGAGGGGAGUGCUGACUUGUCCAAUGGGCACGUACUGAAGGAUCUUGUGGCUGAAAAAGUUGCAAUAAAUUCUGCUGCAAAAUAUACUGAGCUUGAUGCUAAGAUGUGUCAGGACAGAAUUGCUGAGUUGGAGAACAGACUUCUGGAGAAGCAGGAAGCAGUGGAAAGACUCACUUCACAAAUGCAUGAGCUACAAGAAGAGCUUACCCAACACAGAGACUCUAUGCAGCUUCAGGAAACUACUGUUCAAGAGCAGAAUGAAGUCAUCGAGAAACUAACAAACUGCCUUCAAAAGGUAAAGAAGGAUCGGGAUGGCCUAGAGGAGGAGGCUUCAUGUGUAGCUGGUCAGAUCCAUGAUUUACAACUUCAGUUGCAUCAGAUUAAUGAGAUGCUGAGAAGUAAAACCCCUGCAAAAAAUGAAGUGUUAGAAGCCCAGCAGCAGAUGUCUGUGUUUCAGAACCGUCUCAGAGAGCAAAAUGCACAAUUGGAGAUGCUGCGUCAGAAAGUACAUGACCUGGAAGUACAACUUGAGUCUUCUCAAAAGAAUGCCAAAGAUAAAGAAAAUGUGCUUGCCCAAAUGGAAGAGGAUAUGAAAGAUACAAUUCAACAGUUACAUGAAAGCAUAGGAGAAAAAGAAAAACAGAUUAAAAGUCUUCAAGAUCUGCUGACAUCAGAAAGAUUUAGCUUGUCUAUACUACAACAUACUCUUUCCCUCCGGGACUCAGAAAUAACAGAAUUAAAACAUGAAGUAGCUCUGUCCAAAAUGAAUGAACAGCAACAUAUUGAAGAACUGAAAGCCGGUCAUGAAAAGGAUAUUUGCAGACAAUUGGAGAACUUGAGGGCUGAGCUGGAGAAGUGCUACCAAAGAGAGAUUGCAGAAGCUAAGCAGGUAUAUGAACAAGACAUUCUUUUAAAAUAUAAGAAUGAACUUGAACAGUUAAAAAAAGAACUCUGCUCUCUGAAUUCUGAAGAGCACGUUCAGAAUUUGAAUGGCAUAAUAAUUGACUUAAAUAAUAGUCUUCAUGAGUCUGAAAUAAAAAAAGACAGUUUGAGAAGGAAACUUGAAAACCAACAGGAAGACUUCCAGAGAGAAAAAUCUGAAAUUGAGACUAAAUACAAGGAUUUUAUUAAUAGCCUUAAGUCUCAACUUUCCAAUGCAGAAGAGCAGAUCAAAGAAGUCCAGCGGUAUAAACAAGAAAAACAGUCCUUGAAUGAAGAGAUUAAGAGACUGAAUUCUUUCAUCCAAGAAUUAAAUGAAAAACUACUUUAUGAAUCUCAAAAAAGUAUAGAUGUAAUGCUAAAGCCUGAUGAAGAGACUGUCUUCAAUCAGAAGCUAAUGAAAUUGAAGGAAAAACAGGUGUUACCAGAGAUGUCACAGCUGCAGAGAGCAGAGCUUGAGGAAAUGUGGAAUAAACCACACCAGUUGAAAGGUGAAGGUGAGCUGGUUCAUGAAGAACUGCGAUUCCAGUGUGACUUGGGAGUGAACUCCUCAAGAGAUCAGUUAGAAGAAAUUAAGAGUUCAAAGAUUCCAGAGAAUAAUGAAAGUAGUGAAGGAAACGAGUUGGAUGAAGAACACAUGUCAGAACCAGGGCUUUUUAGUGUUAAUGAAGGCAUACUGGCUAAAUAUCUCAUCUCCACAGAGGGACCAGAAGAUUCAUAUGCAUCCAGCACUUCUGAUAGUGAUGCCAUUGAAGAAGGUAGAUGCAGUGGGUAUGGGUUAGAUAGCAGUGUGCUUCUAGAACCUAGCACAGGUUUUAUGCUUUCUUCAGUGAACUUUGGCCUUGAUGAGGAAACAUGUCCUAGUGGUUUGGCUCCAGAGACUUUUGAAGAGGCUGAGAUAGGAGCAGAGGACUUGAUUUCAUUUUUGUCAGAUAAGUCCCUGCAGCAAAACAAAGUAAGUGACUGUGAUGACGUAAAGGAUGAUGAGAUAACUUGUUUAGUAGAGAGGUGUGUGAAACUAACCGAGCAGCUCCAUGAGAAAGAAUCAGCUUUGAAGAAAUCUUAUCAGGAGACUCAAGAAGCAGUUGGAAAAUGGGAAAAAGUAAUGGCUGAGCUCUGUUGUAUGCGUGUGGAGCUGGAUGAGGAACGUGAAGCACGGCUCUGCUGUGAAAAAGAACUUCUUCAAAAAACAGAGAAGGAGAAGGAACUUGAAAACCGAAUAAUACUUCUAGAAAAGCAGCAGAGUGGAGGCCAACCUUACUGUGCUGUAGAGUCCUUAACACAAGUGUCAAAAUCCUCUGCCUGGGAAGAAAUGGUAAAAGACCUCCAGGAGGAAAGAGAAAUGUUGAUGGUGCAGCUGCGAACUCAGGAGCAAUUAGUGAAAGACGUUCAAGAGCAGAAAACAGUUUCUGAUUCUGUGACAAGUGAAGUACAGUCUCUCUUUGGACGCCAGUUAGCUGCUUUGCAAAGCCAAAGGGAUCAACUGCAAAGCCAGCUUGAUGCUCAGAAGGCUAAAAACAAGAUGAUAGCGGAGCUGCUUGGUCAGAAAACCAUAUCUGAAGAGACAUGGCUAAAAGAACUGGAGUUGCUCAAAGCUGAAAUCAAUAAUAAAGAACAAAAUUUAUCAUUCUUACUGAAGGAAAAAACAGCCUUAGGAGAAAGAUUAUCUCAUGUGGAGGAAGAUCUAAUAAAAGCAGAAAGAGCUCUAGCAGAGAAUGCUAGCAUUGUUGGUGAUCUUGAGAAAAACAUAUAUGACCUUAAUACUGAAGUGGAAAACCUCAAACAAAUACGGGAGCGUGAAAGUCUGGAAUAUGAGGACAUGUUAAACUGCAGCAAGUUAGAAAUUCUUAAACUUAAUGCUGAAAUAAAGGCAAAAAAUACUGAAUACAGCCAGCUGACUGAAGAAAUUGCCCACUUGAAGAAGUCUCACUUAGACCUUGAGACUCGCUUGCAGGAGUCUGCACAAGCCGCUGAGGAGGCACAAUCCAAGAUGGUGAAACAUUACAAAGAGGAAAUCGAUAAAAUGGAGACUCAACACCUUGCUGAAUUAAAUAAAGUGAGUUUGACACAAAAGAAAGAGAUAGCAGAAUUAAAUGCUGAAAUAAAAGAUAAAGUGGAAAAACAGCAGAAGUUUGAAGAGGAAAGAAAGGAACAGAUGGCUUUAAUAAAAAAGGUACAUGAACGAGAGCAUGACCGUGAAAUCUCUGAACUGGUUACUAAACAUGAAGAGGAAAUGGAGAAGCUCCGUGCUGAACUAAAUAAAGAACAGCAGCACUUGUUGGAUGAAGUUCAGCAGCAAAUGGCAGCCACACACAGAGUGGAGAUAGAGCAAGUUCAGCUCCAAUCACAAACACUGCACAACCUUGAACUGGAAGCUUUACGCCUAAGUUUAAAUAAUUUGCACACUUCUCAGCUUGAGCUUACACAGUCUAACUUGAGAAAAGAAAAGGAAACUGCCCUUGUGGAACUGCGGGAGAUGCUCAAUGAUAAGCGUGCUCAAGAGAUAGCAAUUCUGCAGAGUCGCCAUCAGCUGGAGUGGGAGAAGCUUAAAGAGCAGUGUCUGAAGGAAAAAGAAGACCUUCAGUCAAAGUAUCACCAAGAGCUAGUUGAUCAGAGAAAGAAAAUAGAAUUGGAAAUGGAAGAGACACAUACCCAGGCACUAGAGACUCUCAAAAGAGACUGGGAGUUGGAGUCUGAUAUGCAUUUAAAAAAUGUUUGUGAAAAGCUGUGUGAAAAACAUCAGAUUGAAAUGGUGGAACUGCAGAAAAGUCUGGAAUUGGAAUUAGAAAAAGUCAGAACAGAGAUGGAGCUUCUUUCUCUUGAGAACCAACAGUCUAAAAGUAAGUGCCAUGAACUGGAGAAGGAACACCAGUUAGCCAUUACAAAAUUACAAGAACAGCUGGAAACUGAACAUAACCAACUCCUAGAAGAUCUGAAGAUGAAAAGCCAGGAAAAAGAGCAGAAUCUUCAGAAAGAGCUGGAGAAUCUUCAGGUCAUACACAAAGAGCUCAAGACUCAGUCACAAGAAGAAAUCAGGCAGCUUUGGUCUCAGCUUGACAGUACCCGAGCAAAUCGACAAGAGCUAAGUGAUGAUGAAACCAGAGUGCAAGGCCAUGGUCGAGAGCUAAAAGAGCAGCUCCUGGCUCGUGCAUCACAGGUGGAAGAAAUAGAGCGUUUAAAACAAGACUUUGAACAGCAGCAUCAGCAAAGACAAAGUGAGCAUGAAACUGAAUUAGAACAACUGAGACUUUAUUUUGAAAAUAAAUUAAGAGUUGCUGAAGAAAACUACAGAGAAGAAUUAACUUUGCUCCAUCAGAGACUGCAAGAACUGAAGGAAUAUUCCCUAUCAGAGUUGGAAACAGGGGACAUCAGUUGUUCUGUUGCAGUUUUUGAAGAUACUGAUGAGAAAGAGAGCAGGGAUAGGCUUGGUCAGCUAAAUCAACAGCUGGAACAACAUCAGGAAGAACUUGCCAGUUUGCAGACAAAAAUAAAGGAACAACACAGGCAUGAAUUAGAUUCCUUAAGAUCUUCCCUUGCACUUCAAUAUAAGGAGGACCUGAUGAAAAUGAAGAUGGAUCUGUCAGACAAAUAUAUAACAGAAAUUGAGGAAAUGAAAAGAAAGCAUUGUUUGGAACUUGAGCAGCUACGUGCCCGUCUUUCAGAAGAACAUGUAAAAGAAAUCACCAGACUGCGCCUACAGAGUGCUCACGAUGCAGCAUGUCAAGUUGAAAUGGAGGUGGCUGAGCGAGUGUCUGCGCUGGAGGAAGAGCACAAAGCUAAGCUCUCUCUCCUUCACUCUGAGAAGCAGCAUAUUGCAGAGCUUUCAGAAGAAAUAAAGUACUUAAAGGAUGAGAUUGCUAAACAAAGAGAUCUUGCUGUACAGAAUGAAAAGCAUCUGAAAGAGGAAAUGGAAAAGGUAAAAUAUGAAGUUGCUGAGGAUCACAAGAAUAAAUUAAAGGAAGCCAAAGAAGAAGUCCAGAAAAUAGAGACUAUAUACAAAGAGAAAGAGAAGAAAUGGAAAUGUGAAAGUGAGGACCAGAGAAUCCAAGCAGAAGAGAAGUUAUCAUUGUUGCGCAUAGAACUGCAAAACAGAGCAGAACAUGAGAAGCAGAAUUUACAAAAGGAGUUUGAACUUCGAGAAGCUGAAAUGAACCAACUUCAAGAUCACCAAGCUGCCAAAAUUCUAGAACUGGAAAAGCUGGUGAAAGAGCAGCAAAACAACUUGCAGCAGCUAGAAGACAGCCUUGCAAGUGCCCAGGCUAUGCAGAAAUCUCAGGAGCAAUAUGACGCUGACUUGCAGGCAGCCAAAGUGCUUAUGGCAAAGGAAAUGGAAAAAGCUACCCUUGGUCUGCAGGAAGAAUGUGCAUUAAAAGUUAUGGAAGCACAAAACAAGUUUAUGGAGGAACACAAAGCUAUGACUCAGAAAUUCACAAGUGAGCAAGAGAUUCUUCUCCAAGAGCUGAAAAAGAAACAUCUUGAUGAGCUGGAACUCCAAAGUCAGCAGUUGCAGGAGAAACAUAAGCAGCAAGUUUUAUCUCUUACAGCUGAGCUUCAGAUAAAACACCAAGCUGAAAUUGAGAAACUUAAAUCUACACUGGAAAGUAAACAGCAGAUUCAGCUUGAAGCUUGUGUUGCUGAACUACAGACAAAGCAUCAGGCGCAAAUUGAUGAGCUGGAGGCUAAACACUUAUCAAAUCUGGAUUCCUUGGAGGCAUCCUACCUGUCUGAAAUUCAGAACAUAAGAGAUGAACAUAGUCAGGCUCUUGAGAAGCUACAGCUGCAGCACACAGAACAGCUCUAUGAAAAGGAUAAACUGCAUCAAGCACGCUUGGUUCAGGAGAUAGAGAUGUUGAAGUUAAAGCAUGCCGAAGAGCUUCAGCUUUCCCAAAAUGAUUUGAAGAUUGAGAUAGCUGCUGUUCAUAUGGAAAAACUUAAAGCCAUGGCUGUUGAAGCAGAGGAAGCUCGUAAGGAUGAUUUAAACACAGCUCUUCAAAAUCAAAGGAAGCUGCUGGAAGAAGAAAAACGUCUGGCCCUGGAUAUAUUACGUGAGGAAGUAUUGCAUAUGGAAGAAAGGCAUCGAAAAGCACUCCAAGAACUUCAGGAUCUUAAUGAGGCGGAAAUGAAGAAAUGUAAGGAAGAAUUCUCCAGGGAGCUGGAAGAAGAAUUGGGGAAGCUAAAAGCACAGCAUGAACGUGAGAAAGAGAUGUGUGCUUCUGCAUCGGCCUCUGAAGUAGAAGGUGUGCGAACAGCUCUUCUGGCUGACUUUGAGGAGCUAAAAUUGAAGCAGCAGCUUCAGUUCCAGGAAGAGAUUGAGCUACUGAAGUGUCAGUCAGAGGUACUGCUUGAACAGCAGAUUGCACAGUUGAAGGAUGAAUUUGAAGUUGAGAAAAAGGCAUCAUUACAUAACACGGAGCAGAUGUUGACUCAGGAGAGGGAGAAGGCUCAGGCUGCUCACAAAAAGGAGCAGGAGAUGUUAACAGCCCAGUUGCAGGAAAAAGCAGCAAUAAUUAUCCAGCUGGAGAAGAAAGUGGAGUCAUUAAACCAUGAAAUAGAGGAGACAAACUCUGAACUAAAGACACUCCUUCAGCUACAGGGCAGAGAAAACCAAGAAGGAAAUCUGGUAGCUGUGUUGAGAUCUGAUAUUGAGCAGUCCAAGGAUGAAAGGAAAAAGCUGCAAGAAUCUUAUCAGAAUGUUUUGAAAUUGCUUAUGGAGCUGAUGAAGGCCACAGUAUCUGUUGAGGACCUUAUCUGUAGCAAGAUUGGUCUUUGUCUUGAUGACAGUCUGACUUCUGGAGAUUCUACAGAAAUUUCCACUAUUAUGGAAGAAAUGAGAUUCAUUCAGAUUUUCAAAGCCAAAGAAAAAUAUCACCUAGAAAAAGUUUCUUUGUUUUCAGUAGAUGAGCUGCUUGAUGAAAGUCUCACAGAAUGCAGCCAACUGUCUCCAGUGACUGAUGAGGGGUCUGAGUUGAGCCAACACUUCUGUGAAAGUGUUUUUACAAAGCCAGAACUGGCCUGUGAAAGUGAAGAAGUGAUACUGAAAAUCUGUCAGCGUUUGCGGACUGCAGUGGAGAGACUUCUGGAACUGGUUACAGAAUCAACUAAACAAUUGGAGAAAAUGCAUGAAAACCACGCACAAUUUGAAGAAGAAUUCAGCCGCCGAAAUCAGGAAACUGCCCAAGUGGUUAGUCAGCACCAGGAAUUAAUGAAGUGCCUCAGCAAGGAAUGUGAGGCCAAGAAUCAACUGGAACUAGAGCUUCAUAAAGCAGAGGGCAUUAUUGAAGGCUACGUUACAGAAAAAGCUGCAUUAGAAGAGGCCUUGAAUCUGAAAGAGGAAUCUGAACGUCGCCUGGUUGUGGAGCUGGAGGACAUGCGUGAACGCUUCCAGGAGCUAACCCAGGAGCAAGCAAUUCUCGGUCUACUCAAGGAAGUAGAAUCUUUAGCGAAGGAGAAGUUAGAGCUUCAAUGUCAGGCAGAAAAGGACCAUUCCAACUUACGCUCUCAGAUGAAAGUUUUGGAGGUAGAACUGGAAGAACAGCUGCACAGUAAUCAGGACCUGGCUACACAGUUGUUGGAGGUUGCUGAAUUAAAACAGCAAAUUCAAGUUCUUGAAAAACAACUUAAAAACCAGCGUCAAUUCAUGGAUGAGCAGGCUAUAGAAAGGGAACAUGAACGUGAUGAUUUUCAGCAGGAAAUUCAGAAACUGGAAGAACAGUUAAAACUUUCAUCAAAAUCACAGAUUUCAGGAGAGCCCAGAGAGUAUACGAACUAUGAAUUGAUUCUGCAGGUAGAAUAUUUGCAAGCAGAAAUAAAAGAGAAGACAGAUGAUUACAAUAAGGUGUUACUAGAGAAGGAGCAAAAACACCAAGAAGUUACAGCUCGUGAUAAAGAGAUAGAAAAACUGCUGGCACAGAUACGAGAACUGGAGCGCAGCAGUACUGAAGUCUCAAAGACUGUACAGCACUUGGAACAACAACUGGAAAAAAUGAAGAAAAUGAAAACUGAAUUAAAACAAGAUAAAGAGGCAUUGCAACAACAACAAUACAAUAACUUAAUUCAGAUCUCUGCCCUUCAGUCUAAAUUGGAUGAAGCACGGCACAAAGUACCAGAAGACAGUGGGUCUGCGCCAGUGCUGAAGGAGCAAUUACAGGCAGAGCAGGAAGCACUUCAGACUAAGGAGAGACAGAUUGAGAGCUUGUUACAUCAACUAGAACAAUGCAAAGAUGAUUUGAUUAGUAAAGACAAGGAGAUAUUGCAGCUGAACUUAGAGUUAGAGAUGCAAAAAAAUCUUAGCACUUCCAGCAUCAGCCAGCUUCAGUUAGAGAAUGCACACUUGAAGGAGGAUCUAACAAAACUUUCUGUGAAGCAAAAUCAGGACCUGGGUAUGAGUGAUUCAUCAGCUCUGUCACUCCCUCAAGCACUACUUAAAGAAAAGAAUCAAGAAAUUGAUCAUUUGAAUGAACAGAUGAAGAGGCUCCAGCAUGAGUUAGAGACUACUCUGGAGAAUAAAGUAGUGGAAGACCAAAAAUCUGAAAUUGAAGAACUCAGAUCACUUGUUGAGCACCUUCGUGGUGACCAGGAAAGGCUGCGCAAAGACAAAGAUGAAGAGGUAGAGCAACUCCAUGGAGUAAUUGAGAAGCUUCAAAAAGAGCUGGCACAAUUUGGACCAGUAUGUCACGAAGUCAGUGACAACCAAGAAGAUCUCUAUCAAUUUGCAUUGGGAAAGCCAGUGGAAAACCUUCAGAAUGAGUUGAGGGAGGAACUUGCAGGUUGUCAGGGCGAUACUGAUCCAAACAGAAGAAAUGCAUUGCUGCUUUCCAAAGUGAGAGAACUUCAGGAGGAAGUAGAGAUUGUCUCAAGUGCUAGAGAAGCUCUGCAGCAGCAACUGGAAGAGAAAGAAUCACAGUUCAAAAUGGAUGUGGAAAUUUUGAAGAAAAAAUGCCAAAAAUUGCGAGAGUCAUCAGAGCAGUCUCUUGCAGAGCUAACCUCUUUGAGAAUACAGUACAAUGCACUCCAGGAGGAGUACAGCCUUUUCCAAACACGUUUCUCUCAGAGAGAGGUUGAAGCAAGGCUGACUUCUUCUCAAAUUCAAGAACUUGAAGAUACUGUGAGAGAAAGAGAAGCACGUAUUCUAGAGAAAGAUAUGCAAAUGAAGACAAUGGCAGAUCAAAGAGAAGCUGAUACAGCCAAGUUGCAGUAUUUAACAGAAAAGACAGCAGAGCUCCAAAGCAAGUUGGAAAAGAGAGAUGCAAGUCAGGCUCAAGAUGUUUGUAGUCUUCAGUUAGAAGUUUCUCGACUUGAUUCCCAGGUUCAAGCACUGAAACAGAAAAAAGUAGCUUAUGAGAGAGAAAUCAAUGAACUGCAAGGUAGCGCUGUGAAACUGAAAGAUCACAUUGAGGCAUAUGUGAAAGAGCUUGAAGCCUUACGAUUGGAAAGAGGUAAACUUACCUCCCAACUGGAGCUGUACAAGCCAAAGGAGCGAUGUGAUUAUGGAGACAACCACCUUUUCAAGCCCUUCAACCAGAGAGAAAGAAAACACGAAGUCCUUCAGAAAGGAAUGGAGAAAUUGGAAGAACUGGAAGCAAAUGCUGAUCAGUCAUUUAGAGCACCAUCUUCCCCUACUGAAAAAAGGGAAAAAGAUGAAAUUAUGUUUGACUUGACUCACAAUAUAAAUCCAAAAACUCAGGUUAAGAAAUCACAAGAAAAUAUCUUGCCUCAGAAAUUAGACAUGAUCGACAACUCUGAAGAGGAGCAAGAUUUGAAAAAGCAUUGCCAGCAAAUAUUGGAAAUUCCUCAGAUUUCUGAAUCUUCAAAAGACAAUUUAAAAACAGAGAAAGACACUUCAGAAGACUUCCAGAAUUUCGUUGCAAAUAUGGCUUCAUGGGGCUCACCUGAGAUUGUGAGAAAGCAAGAUCUAAGUGUGGAACUACAACCAGUGCUUCACCUGACACCCUUUUCAGAAGUUGAAAGUACAGAUCUUGAAAUGAUGCACACCAGGUCAUCUGGGCAAGAAGACAAUUCUGUAUUCCUGGGAUAUUCUAACUUGUAUGAAAAUGGCAGUGAGGAAGCAGCAGUGGUAGCAGAUAGAAAAUCCCCAACUUUCUCUGAAAGCACCUACUCUGUUGAUGAUGACCAAGAUAUGGAGAAGAUUUUGCAGAUGAGAGAAGCUGAUAAUCUGACUUUGACCCCUUCUGAUUUACAAGAUGAUGCAAGAUCAAGAGCAUCUGCUGUAGAUGUGAUGAGUGAUGGAUACAGCAGCAAUACCAGCUCAAAUUUGGCAGCUAAACUAAAGAAAGAGCUACAAACAUCAGACCACUUAGACACUAGUUUCAUGGCUUAUCUGCAGUACUGUGGAAUGUUUCCAGAUAUUGUGGAAUCAAUGAGAGAAAAGGAAAUACUUUCACCGCAGCUGAAGACUGUGCUGACGAUGGUGUAUGAGGAAAGCCGCAAAAUACUGGCUUUAUCAGAACGUCCCUUUGGUUUUAGGGAGCUGAAAAACGUUCAUCAGACCAGAGCUGUGAUGGAGGGAUGGCAGAAGGAGGGCUUAGCAUUGCUGGAUGCUAUACAGUCAUUGAAAGACUACCUUAGCAAGGUGGCAGAUAGAGCAGACAAGGAAUUUUCAGGUACUGUAGCUGACUGGAGAGGAGAACUUCUGCAAGCAGUACAGAGAGUGUUUGAGAAGGAGAGAAAUAUGUUGCAAAUUGACUUGAAGUCUCACUUCUCCUGUCAUGGGUCUGGUGAUGACAGUUCAUUAGUGGAAAAACUGGAGUAUGUCAUAAAACAACAAGAGGAACACAGGCAGAUGGUUGUAGAGCACCUUUUCUCCUCAGACCGGAAUAGCUUGCUCUCUGAAAUACAGGACCUCCGAGCUCAGCUACGCAUGACACAUCUGCAGAACCAAGAGAAGCUACAGCAAUUACAGGAAACCCUUACCAAUGUGGAAGAUCAUGGCAGCAAGCAAGAACACCACCUUAGGAGGAAAGUUGAAUUAUUAGAAUAUAAGCUUCAGCAGGAAAAAUCUAUCAUAAGUGACCUACAAAGCACUAUGUCUGAGAAGCAGAAGAGAGCUUCUGAAACAUGUGAUCUCCUGAAUAAAGAAAAAGCAUCCCUGAAAUCAGAGCUUUAUGAGAGUAAGCAAGAGAAUGAAAGGCUGCAGAAAUCCCUAGAAGAGUUUCAGAGGGAAAUAAACCAGUUACGGUCUGAAUUGGAAAAAAAAGAAAAGGAUUUGACAGCUGCACUUGAAGACUUGCGGAGGGAACAACUGAAGGAAACAGAGCUACGAGGUUUGCUUGAAGAACAACAGCUUCAGCAUAAGAAAGCAGAAGAUGAAAAGACAAAAGCCUUGGAGGAGCUCCAGGCUGCCUUAGAGUUGCAGCUGGUGCAGAACAGCCAGCUGGCUGUGUCCCUAGAGCAUGAGCAAACGGUCAAUGACAAUCUCCGCAAGGAAGUCCAGAUCGAGCACUCGCGCUGUGAGGCAUUGCUGUCCCAAGAACAGACCAAACUGUUGGAGCUACAGAAAGAUUUGGAUGCUGAGAAAAAUCAUUCUUUGGAACUUCUGAAUUCCUUGAAUCAUGAACGUGUUUUGACAGAACAGUUGAGCAUGAGAGUGAAAGAAGGUGCUUCUUAUCAGCACAGGGAAUCACUGCUGGAACAGGCUUUUGUUCGAGAGCUGCAAGCCCAGCUGGAAGAAGAGAGGUCUCGAACUAUGGAGCUAGCUGCUGUUAUUGAGAAAAUGAACCAGAAGGCCAUUUAUUCCAAAAGGCAGCUAGAGGCUGAAGUACAGAUGUGCUGUGAAGAAACCCAGAAGGAGAGAGAGAUCAGUGACAAAUUGCGUGCUACGCUGGAAUCUCUUCAGGGUCAAAAGCAAGAGGUAAUCUGUUCCUUAGAAGCCCAAAAGGAAAGAGAGAUGAAGCUGAAUGCUGACUUGGAACAACUGCAGUCCCUCUUCAAGAUGAUGAAAGAACAAGAUAAAAACAAGAAAGAGGAGAGAGAGAGAGCGCAAAGACAGCAGCAACAAACAGAGCUAGAGAAACAGAAGGACUGGCAGAGAGAUCGGGAGAGACUGCAAAACUUGGAACAGCAACAUCAGAGGGAUGAGCAGAGAAUUAAAGAGUUGCAGGAAAUACUGGCAAUGUUAGAAGAAAGAGAAAGAAAUCUUCCAUCUCCAAACCAUCAGCAGGAAUCGUUGUGUACCUUCAACAAAGAUCAAAAUGCCAAAGAGACCACAACAAAAGAAACAGAAAAAUCACAUUUGCAACAGCAACAGCUAGAGAAGAUAAGGCAGAAGCUGCUUUUUGUAGCCGUGCGCCUGCAUGAGUUCAUGUAUAAAACUCUAGACAAAACAGUUAAUGAGUGGUCUGCAUCAAAUGAUGAAGCUGUAGCCUCUUUACUGCAGACAGUGAAGGAACUAAAAUCAGAUCUAUUGGCUCCUUCUGCAUCUUGGGUCAGGUCUACAGGUGAUACUGACUCUGUUCAAGAACUGGAAAGAGAAGCUUGGCAGCAAGAGAGAAACAUUUUGCAAAAUGCACUGAAACAGGCUGAAUCCCAACUGGCUAAAGCUACUGCUGAGAUUGAGAACAAACCAGUGGUGGAAAAUUCCAGUCCCAAGUUGCAGAGAUUAUACAGGAAGUACCUUAGAGCAGAGAGCUUUAGAAAGGCUCUAGUGUAUCAGAAGAAAUAUCUCUUGCUGCUGCUUGGUGGAUUUCAGGACUGUGAGCAAGCAACCCUCUCUCUAAUAUCACGUAUGGGAAUCUAUCCCUCACCUGCAGACCUGCAGCCUUCUGGAUCACAUUCCCGUCCUUUUACCAAAUUCAGAUGUGCAGUCAGGGCAAUCAUAGCAGUAUCAAGGUUAAAGUUUUUGGUGAAGAAGUGGAACAGAGUGAGCAGGAAGAGCACACAGGGCGAAAACAUUUCUUACAGCUUAGGAGGUAAUACAGCUUCUGGUGCUAGAGCAGAAAUUCUGAAAGAGCAGCAGCCCCUAGCUGUUCACAUCAGCUCUCCCCCAACCCGGGACACUGGGCUGUGCCACAGAACCAGCUCUGCAAGAUUUAUGAGCCACUCCCCCAGAUCCUCUUCCUGCUUAAACAACAGAUUGCAUCCAUCCACAAGUUCAGCUUCAGGAAAGUCACUUGUGUCUACUCAGGAUCCUGAACAAUCGCUAACGGAAUAUAUCCAUCGCUUAGAGGUUAUCCAGCAAAGACUGGGGGGUGUGCAGCUAGGACAAGUUCCAGGCCCACCUCGCCAGAGAAGCAUGAAAAAGUGA